This is a messenger RNA of Lactuca sativa (garden lettuce), 828 nucleotides long. Lineage: Eukaryota; Viridiplantae; Streptophyta; Magnoliopsida; Asterales; Asteraceae. The record is from RefSeq and is a predicted model, not a curated record.
AUGAAAAAGGAAGUUCAAAUGGAAAAAAAGGAGAGUUCAAACGAACCUCAUUCAAUGAAGGACGAAUCUCAUGCAAGGAAAACGAAACCCAAGGCGAAUAUUCACAAGUCCACUGAGCACCUUGCAGAGCAAAAACGUCAAAGAAAUCGGAGAUAUCAGAGAAAUCACAAUGAAAUGAAGCAAUUUUGGCAAUCCCAAAAUUCCAACUAUGUUCACAGAGAAAAAUCUUCCAAUCAGAAUGUAAAAGCUCGUUCGCAUGCAAAUCAUGUUCAAUGUUCGCACUAUCAUUCCUGCAAUCCACAGAAACCAACAAGGAACUUUGCUCCAAAACCUUCCUUUUCAAAGAAGCCUGUUGAGAAACCAAUAUCUCAUCAUUCUCAACCCACGAAAGCUUCACCCAAAGAUGUCAAGGGAAAGGGAAAGUUAGUCUCGGAUUCUGAAGCUCAAACAAAGAAGUCGACUACUAACCCUAAGAAAGUUGAGAAAGAAUUCGUCAAGAAUCAAAUAAAAAACAAACGAAAACAAUUUGAUUCAAAAGAGACGAAAAUGAAAGAUAAUAAAAAAUAUGAAGCUACUCCUAAACUCAAGAAUUUUAUAAAGCAAAUAGAGCUUCAACUGCGAAAGUUGGUUCGCAAUGUUCGCAACGACAAUGGGCUAGAAUUCAAAAACCAAGAGUUUGAAGAAUUUCUUACUCAAAAGGCAGUCUCACACAACUUUUCUGCUCCCUACACUCCACAACAGAACGAUGUAGUUGAAAGGUGUUUCAAUUUCCAUUCCAAGGAACAACGAAACAAUUUUGAUGCGAAAGCUGACGAGGGUAUAUUCUAG